AUGAAGGUAGCUUCUCUUUUCCUAGUGGGUUUUUACCUGCUGCCUUCUUGCAGGGCAGAAGAGGGACUGAACUUCCCAACUUACGAUGGGAAGGACCGAGUAAUAAACCUCAACGAGAAGAAUUACAAGCAAAUCCUGAAGAAAUAUGACCUGCUCUGUCUCUUCUACCAUGAGCCGGUGUCUUCCGAUAAAGUCUCCCAAAAGCAGUUUCAAAUGAAAGAAAUUGUCCUAGAGCUGGCGGCCCAGGUCCUGGAACACAAAGAUAUAGGUUUUGCCAUGGUGGAUUCCAAGAAAGAAGCCAAGCUAGCUAAAAAGCUAGGUUUUGAUGAAGAAGGAAGCCUGUAUAUCCUUAAGGGAGAUCGCACUAUUGAGUUUGAUGGAGAAUUGGCUGCUGAUGUUUUGGUGGAAUUCCUUUUAGAUUUAAUCGAAGACCCGGUGGAGGUUAUCAACAGCAAACUGGAAGUCCAAGCUUUUGAGCGCAUUGAUGACUUCAUCAAACUCAUUGGCUUCUUCAAGAGUGAAGACUCAGAACAUUACAAGGCAUUUGAAGAAGCAGCUGAACAUUUCCAGCCCUACAUCAAAUUCUUUGCCACUUUUGAUAAAGGGGUUGCAAAGAAGCUAACCUUGAAGAUGAAUGAGGUUGAUUUCUAUGAGCCAUUCAUGGAUGAGCCCAUUCCAAUCCCAGAUAAACCUUAUACAGAAGAAGAGCUUGUGGAGUUUGUGAAAGAGCAUCAAAGACCCACACUACGCAGGCUGCGCCCAGAAGAUAUGUUUGAAACCUGGAUGGUGCCAAGGAUUGCCAUCUUGGUUAGUACUCAUACCCAGACUCCUCCUUCAAAUUGCACAGAUGGUUUUGAGUUCCUGGAGAUCCUGAAACAAGUGGCCAGGGACAAUACCAACAAUCCCGACUUGAGUAUAGUAUGGAUUGACCCAGAUGACUUCCCAAUGCUCAUUGCCUACUGGGAGAAGACUUUUAAGAUUGACCUGUUCAGGCCACAGAUUGGAGUGGUGAAUGUAACAGAUGCGGACAGUAUUUGGAUGGACAUACCAGAUGAUGAUGACCUACCUACUGCUGAAGAACUAGAAGAUUGGAUAGAAGAUGUACUUUCUGGGAAAAUAAAUACAGAAGAUGAUGAUGAUGAUGAUGGUGAUGAUGAUGAUGAUGAUGACGAUGAUGAUGAUGACAACUCUGAAGAAGAUGAUGAUGAUGAUGACGAUGACGAUGAUGAUGAUGACAGCGAUGAUGAGGAUGAAUAGCUCUUAAGCUGAAAUUCUCACAAACACUGAACCAUUUUAAUUCAUUAUCCUUUAAAGUCAGAAUGGGAGCUAGGAGCAGGCAGUCCCAAAGAGUUCCUUCCCUUAUUUUUAAGUCUUCCUUUUCUACUCCUUCAUUAUCAAAAAUAAGAAAACUGAGCAAUUCCUUCCAAGUAAAAUGUGAGGGAUUACUAGUGGAUAUAGCUUGGAAACAGGAGAGUGAAAAGGAGAGGAUAGGGAAUAUGUCUGGUUGUAAUGUCCUGCCUCGUCUUAAGACCAGACAUCCCAUUAGGACAAGAAAAACCACUCACAUAUUACUGAAUUUAGCAACUUGUUUCCCUUAUUCCCAAAAUACAGGGAUCAUGACAGUGCCAACAACUGGAUGAUGAGAAAAAAAAGGUCUCCUCAUGACUAUUCUCAAGUUUACUUUUUAUAUCGAACUAUGAUGAUAAUAGAAAUCAGGUUUUGAAAUGUCCCCCGAGCUAGAGUAAUCUUAGAAUCAGAUACCAUGGGAAAUACUCUAUAAUUAAUUUAGGAGCAUACUCCUAAAUUAGACAAAUAUGCCCAUUAACUUAGAAUCCAAACUCAAGAUAGCCUAGAAUGGCUCAUGCUCAUGGCAAUAGGUUAAACCCGGAAAUUCUUAACUUUGUCAAAGAUUCAUUUAUGAUACCUUUUUUCAGUAUCAAAAUUUCGACUUUAUUGGAUGCUAUUUAAAAUAUUGACACUUCUCCCAUCCCACCCCUUUUCCUGCAUUCUUUCUCUUGUCUCAAAAGCUCUGUAAAUGAGCCAAAUACAAUCUCACGGCAAUUGUACACCUUUGUAUGCCUGUAGUUUCUUCUCUAUCAUUGUAGUUUUCUCUUCAUGGAAAAAAACUGGGUUUGUUUUUAUUUUUCUUUUCUGACAUCUUAUCAAACUGAGGUUCCUAUUAAUUAGCAUUUCUACACAUCUCUAGUGCAAUCAGAAUCAAGAUUUAUAAUUGUGACCCUGAAGCACUGGGAGAUCCUGAAUUGCCUUCUGAAUCAUCAAAGAAAGCUUAAAUCAUGUUCAGUAGAGUUGCAGUGUUGUGUGUUUUUAGCCUCUUCUAAUUCUUUGAAAAUUGGCAACUCAUGUAUGUAGACUUAUUCACCAAAAUAGUUUCCUAAUGAUAAUUAUUACUCAGUCAAUUGGGAAAAACAGAGUUAGCCCUAUUUCCUCAUAUACUUCUUUUCUGUAUAAGAUUCUGGUGGACUGUCCCACAGUAUGAUCUGGAUGCUUUUCAAGGUUUGCAGCUUUGGCAUUCUGGGAGACUUCUAAGACUACCUGAAUGUCUUCUGGACCUUUUGGGAAAUGACUCAGAAAAGUAGUUGUUGAAGCUGUUAUUCCAAUUGGGCUUUGAUCUAUGAUUCUAUUCAGUCCCUGAUUACUAACUUUGGGCUCUCAUUCUCAGGAGGAUCUAUCAAGCUGUAGCCUCUUUAAAUUGUACCGCUGUGUUAGAACUCUGGAACAUUGUAAGAUGGCUGAUAAGAAAUAAGUGAGAAUUCAUAAAAAAUACCAUCUGGUACAUAUAUGACUGAGAAAGGACCACUUGUGUGUCUUGUGGACAAGAAAAAAAAAUCAGACAAUGGCUUCCAGGGCACUGAGUAGAUCCUCUUAAGGAAGAUUUAGGAAAGAGAAUUUCACAGUAUACAAAGAUAUGGAAGGGAUGUAAUCUGCAUUAAUGAGCUCAUGGACCCAUCAAAGGAUCAACAAAGUAAUUCCUCAGUUCUUUUUUGUUUUCUGUUGGGACUCCAGACUAACAACUAGUCUUAAUCAUUCUCUAGAGCUGAGUACCACAAAACUGUGCAAUCGAAGUAAGGCAGUGUUCCUCCUACUGUCCCUUCUAAUAUGUCUGUGUUCAGGGAUGGGGCUCCAGUAAUUUUUUCCCCACCUAUUUCACCCAGUGGAGGCUGGAACAAUGAUUCCUCUAGUCUCCUUUUAGAGGUCAUAUCCAGGAUGAUAAGCAUUAGGAAGAUAGGGUUACCCAUCAUGCUUUGGAAAGUGGUUCAUUGUUUUAUUGUCAAGAAUGGAUAAAAACCUUUACA
Molecule: messenger RNA, 3314 nt
Organism: Gracilinanus agilis (Agile Gracile Mouse Opossum)
Lineage: Eukaryota; Metazoa; Chordata; Mammalia; Didelphimorphia; Didelphidae
Gene: CASQ2
Product: calsequestrin 2
Exons: 11
Coding region: 1-1257 (418 amino acids)
Biological process (GO): regulation of cardiac muscle contraction by regulation of the release of sequestered calcium ion
Cellular component (GO): sarcoplasmic reticulum lumen
Molecular function (GO): calcium ion binding
Source: RefSeq, a predicted model, not a curated record